Messenger RNA from Symbiodinium natans, 1224 nucleotides. NCBI's taxonomy places the organism in Eukaryota, Dinophyceae, Suessiales, Symbiodiniaceae. The record is from the annotation of a GenBank genome assembly.
AUGGGGUCCGGCGGCUCCACCAGGGCGGCUCCUGGAACUGGGCCAUGCCAAGCCAACACCGGCAUCCACAUGACCAGCAUGGAUCCGCAGCUCUCCAAGAAGUACAUGUCGCUGGAUCAGAAUGGCAAGGUGCAAGCCGAGUAUGUCUGGGUCGACUCUGACUAUUGGGAUGGACAGAGCUUUGACCUGUGCUGCAAGACACUCACGCUCGAAGAAGCUCCAGUUUCCCUGGAAGAAAUUCCUAUCUGGACCUACUCGGGAGAUGAUGCAAAGGACAUCGUGAUUGUGCCGCGCCGGAUGUACCGGGACCCAUUCCGGCCAGGCAACAACAAUAUAAUCGUCUUGGCAGACACGUACCAGGAGCCGUCGGGUGAUGAGAAAGAUUACGGCUCUGCAACAAAAUUCAACACACGCGCUGCGUGUGAGGCAGCCAUGCGCCGCGCCGAAGAAAUCGGAGAGGAUCCCUGGUUUGGCUUUGAGCAAGAGUAUUACUUGCUUGACACCACGACAAAUUGGCCACUGGGAUGGCCUCGCGGGAAGUAUCCUGACAAAGACACGGCCUUCUACUGCUCUGUGGGAUCAGAGAAGGUCGUGGCACGCAGCCUCAUCGAGUGCCAUUAUCGAGCUUGUCUUUAUGCCGGAGUGAUGAUUGGUGGCAUCAAUUCCGAGGUCGCACCUGGCCAGUGGGAGUUUCAGGUGGGUCCAGCAUCUGGAACGUUGGGUGCGGAUGAUUUGUGGAUGGCACGAUACAUCUUGCAGAGACUAUGCGAGGAGUUCCAGGUGGGUGUCACCUUUGAUCCAAAGCCCGUUCCAAAGCAAGCUGGAAUUGGCUGUCACACAAACUACUCCAACAUGGCUACGCGUAGUAGCCCAGGAGGCAUGGAGGCCAUCAAGCUGCAGUGUGAGCGGCUGCGAAAGAAUCAUGACAAGCACAUCGCGAAUUAUGGAAUUGGGAAUGAGCGCCGUCUCACUGGCAAAGACGACACGGCUUCGAUCAAUGACUUUUCAUGGGGUGUAGGUGAUCGAGCAGCCAGCAUACGCAUCGGCUGCAAAGUAGCGAUGCGUGACUGUGGCUACUACGAGGACAGGCGGCCGGCAGCCAACAUGGAUCCAUACUUGGUCUCUCAGCUUCUGGUCGAGACGACCCUUCUCCAGAACGAGGAGAACGACUCCAAGCCUGACUCAGGCUCCAAGCCCGACCUUGAAAGUGUGCCGAUCGAGUAA